CGUUUUGUGUAAAAACGCCUGGAUGACGCCGUGCUUCACAGCUCUCUCAGCUCUGUAACACCGACCAACCAUGUCAGCGCAGCUUUACUAUCCAAACACUCUCCAACCAUCUUCUCUCGAUGUCCACACGCUUUCUCUCCUCGAGGACUCGAUCCUCGCAGGAAUUCAGCUAAUCGAACAGAAUACUGCUCCUGCCGGAAGUGACAGCCAUGAGAACCUCUACACCGGUCAUUCAGGGAUCGCCUGGGCCUACUGCCGCAUAUGGUACCAACUUCCGCAUCUCGAGUCGAAGAUCAAGUUCGAAGAGCUCAUUCGGAAGCACCAACCCCGACUUCACCGGCAUGAGCACUCUCUGCACGCCGGAAAGCUCUCGCCCAUCGGCACGCCAACCGGCGCAGCAUUUAUGGGGGCGUACACGAAGUACAUCAUGUCUGACGCAGACGAUGGGAGGUGGGAGAAAGCGAUGAUAACUCUCGAGUUUGCGGUCGGAAUGGCGUGUGCGUCCGAUGAAGAUGGAGGCGAUGAAGUGCUGUACGGAAGGGCCGGACUGCUGUGGGCACUCUUGAAUCUGCAGAAGUUGGAUCCCGCGGUCAGGGAACGCAUGCAAGAGUGGGAAGGUGGCGAGGACAUCGUGAAGGUGCUUGUGCAGAAGAUUAUUGAUGCGGGGAGGCGAGGAAGGAUCAAGGCGAAGAAGGAGCAUAACUUGAAUACACUGAUGUGGGAAUGGCACGACAAGAUGUAUCUUGGAGCCAUGCAUGGCGCCGCCGGAAUCCUGACUGUUCUUCUACAGGUCCCACGCGAGACGAUCGAGCCAUUCCUUCCUGAGAUCUUAACCGAGAUAGCCGCGCUCUGCCACCUCGCCCUCGAAAACAAUGGUCUCCUCCCCUCCUCCCUUGGUGCGCAGCACCGCUCCAAUCCCCAUGUUCAGAUCUGCCACGGCUCACCAGGACUUGUCCUACUCCUCACGACAUUGAGACAGCGUUUCCCGGCAAAUUACAACGAGUACGCCGCCUACUCCCAUGCACUUCACGCAGCCGCCAAAAAAGUCUGGGAGCAAGGGCUGGUUAAGAAAGGACUUGGAAUCUGUCAUGGUGUAGGCGGCAACGGAUGGGUGCUGUUGAUGCUUGCCCAAGGCUGUGGGCGAGAGGAGAAAGAAAAGUGGCUCGGCCGCGCACUUGCAUUACUGGUCGAGGCUGGUAAGAUGCCACCGAUCGGGGAUCAGGCGUAUCGGAAGCCCGAUGCGCCAUUCUCGUUGUACGAGGGGGUCGCUGGGACUUUGGCAGCAUGGGCGGAGGCAUAUGUUGUUCUUGAUGGACUUCUGGAUGGAAAGAAUUGGGAUGAAGGUGCCAUGAAGUGCUUGGGCUUUGUAGGGUUGGGUGGGAGGGGGCCGACGGGGCUUUUCUAGGUUGCUGGCUGCUGUCGAUAUCGUCA
Molecule: messenger RNA, 1431 nt
Organism: Tricharina praecox
Lineage: Eukaryota; Fungi; Ascomycota; Pezizomycetes; Pezizales; Pyronemataceae
Exons: 3
Coding region: 71-1405 (444 amino acids)
Biological process (GO): peptide modification; carbohydrate metabolic process
Cellular component (GO): plasma membrane
Source: RefSeq, a predicted model, not a curated record